CGCGUUGUUUGCUAUCCUGUCCACAUCGUGGUCCCGCCGUACGAGAAAGAGAAACCCCUUUCAGCCAGGACCGCAUACUAAAUCCGAAGAGGAUGGCACCUCAACCACCCUCAGCCAUGUCCGGAGGUAGCAAUUCUAUCUCGGGAUCUGGAUCGAACCCAACCAUUGUACUGACAAACUCUUUGAUGACAAAACUCAAACCCUCGAGAAUAUUCAAAUCAUCAGUAGACCCGCCUCCAGAACCCAAGGGUACACCACCGCCCAAUUACCGUCCUCCACCUCCAAGGCAUAUAACAGGGAUAACUUUUGAUGAUAGGGGGGACACACUUGUUACAGCGGGAGAGGAUGAGACUUUUAGGUUGUAUUCUUGUAAGGGUGGGAAACCCAUAAAAACUCUUCAUUCGAAGAAAUAUGGCGUACAUCUCCCCCGCUUCACCCACAAAAGUACCGCGAUUCUCCACGCCUCGACGAAAGAAGACGAUUCAAUCCGCUACCAUUCCUUGCACGACAAUAAAUACCUCUCCUACUUCAAAGGCCAUCGCGGAAAGGUUACUUCUCUAGAGGUCUCUCCUAUUGACGAUGGAUUCAUGUCCGGAUCGGAAGACAAAACCGUCCGGCUUUGGGAUCUAAGAAUGGGAUUGGGAGGAAUGUGUCGAGGAUUACUGAAUCUGCCUACGGUGGAACCUGUGGUGGCAUACGAUUCAGGGGGAUUGGUGUUCGCUGUUGGAGUCAACGGAUUCCAGAGAAUCCUGUUGUAUGACCAGGCCAACUAUGACAAAGCACCCUUUCUUACCAUUACCCUAGACGACCCCACCCUGACACAAAUCUCUUACCCGCCUCGACCUAUCUACAUUACCUCUCUUGCCUUUUCCUCGAACGGAAAAUAUCUACUGGCCGGAUCGAGUGGAGAUGCACAUUACGUUUUGGAUGCGUUCCAGGGGACACUGCUGGGUAAAUUAGAGGGACAUGUGGGCUUGGAGCGUAGAGGCAUGGACGAGAGAAGGGGAAUUGAAUGUGGACGCGGAAUUAGUGGUGAGGAUGUUUCGUGGACCCCUGAUAGUAAAUAUGUGGUUGGCGGUAGUUUGGAUGGGAAGGUGUGCGUUUGGGACGUUCAAAAUCUAGGGGACGCAAACGCUGAUGCAGGGGGGGUGGGCAUGCCACCAGGUGGUGUGAUGAAGAAGAUACAACCGCUGGUCAAGCUAGAAGGUCACCCUGGCCCUGCACGCUGCGUCAAGUUCAAUCCCAGACUGGCAAUGAUGUGUACGGCAGGUGCUGAAUUGGCUUUUUGGUUACCAGAUACUUCUGGGGACCCAGAAGAAAUUGCAAAGGAUCUCUUGUCCGGAAAGAGAAACGUAUCCAAGUUGCCUAUGGGGCCACCACCUGUAUGAUCAUUGGUUCCGGCCAUUCUUUAAGUGAGGGAUUCGUUUUACGCAACGUGUCGGUCGAGGACUCAAGUCUCGAGUGCUUGAAUCGUGCAGUCUGAGUACGGCAUCGAAGUGACGCGUUUUUUUGUAUUUCUUUGACGACUUUUCGCUCCUCCAAGUCGACUUCUCACUACCAUGCUCUGUCGUCUUCAUCCGGCUUCACGG
This is a messenger RNA of Marasmius oreades (fairy-ring Marasmius), 1589 nucleotides long. RefSeq lists its product as uncharacterized. Bases 93 to 1388 code for a protein of 431 amino acids. Gene Ontology annotation, molecular function: chromatin binding; protein binding. The transcript has 5 exons. The record is from RefSeq and is a predicted model, not a curated record. Lineage: Eukaryota; Fungi; Basidiomycota; Agaricomycetes; Agaricales; Marasmiaceae. Gene Ontology annotation, cellular component: Set1C/COMPASS complex.